UCCCUCUAUACCACGCCAUGUCGUCCACCGCCGUCACUCCGUUGCCAAAAUCGUCUGCGCCCGACACCCCUGUGUUCAAAGAAGCUCCCUCCACGCCCCAACCUGUCGCUUUCCCCCCCCCACAGACAUUCGAUAUUAUCCCGCCUUUGCAUGGCCUGAUACUUCGUCUGCUCUCAACGCCAACAAACGCUGCAGGUGUUGCCAAUGGCACCACGACGGGAGAUGACGGUUCUGGGGUAGCUCCCCCAUCUUCAGGAGCUCCGGCUGUCCCGUCUUCGGGAUCUGGUGCUGCCUCCGCUGCCGCUGCCGCUGAGAUCGCUGCGUUGGGCUCAAACCUCCCUCCGCCGUUGGACAUUAAAAACCUCCCAACCGAGGUCAGCUCGAUCAAGAUUCGAAUCCAGAAAGCCCACGCGGUGGUGGAGAACUUGCCCGAUAUCCACCGAACGGUCGCGGAGCAGGAAAGUGAAAUCCAUGAGCUGGAGGACAGAAUCGGGAGGCUCAAAGCAGUCAUUUCCGACUUUGGGAAAAGGGCGAAUAACACCCGUAGCCAGAAAACGAACACAUAUGGCCCGUGA
Aspergillus ochraceoroseus IBT 24754 is the source of this 575-nucleotide messenger RNA. Its product is annotated as RNA polymerase II mediator complex middle subunit MED9. The record is from RefSeq and is a predicted model, not a curated record. The transcript is spliced from 2 exons. Gene Ontology annotation, biological process: regulation of transcription by RNA polymerase II. Lineage: Eukaryota; Fungi; Ascomycota; Eurotiomycetes; Eurotiales; Aspergillaceae. Bases 18 to 575 code for a protein of 185 amino acids. Gene Ontology annotation, molecular function: transcription coregulator activity. Gene Ontology annotation, cellular component: mediator complex.